Molecule: messenger RNA, 2442 nt
Organism: Cuscuta epithymum
Lineage: Eukaryota; Viridiplantae; Streptophyta; Magnoliopsida; Solanales; Convolvulaceae
Source: the annotation of a GenBank genome assembly
CUUUAGCAAUUUUAAAAAUGAAGAUUACCUAGUCUGAGUGAGACUGAGUGACUGACGGUCAGUGCCGUCAUAAUUUUCCUCCACCAUUCGCACCUUCGACUUUCCACUCAUAUAACAGUGGAGAAUCUGCCUAAAUUUGCACCCUUUUACAACCGUCGUCGUUAAUGGCAGGUGAUAACAAGCGAAAACGAGGCAGGAAGCCGAAAUCCGAAUGCCCUGAAGACUCGGCAACUCCUAGCUUCUUUACAUCCACCGCAUCAGCGUCGCCAACCAGCGACGAUAUCGUUUUUUCCGUCAGCAACGUAGAGCUAAUCACCAGUCCAUCUAACUUGUCCUCCGAUUCCCACCGCCGCCGCCGCGGUCGCCCACGUAAAGUCCCCAUGCACCCGGAGACGCAAUCCAACCACGAAAGCCUAGGAACCCUAAAAGUCAAUGGGCCGGCUUCUCUGAUUCCAAGUGAUAAUGCUGCCUCGAAUUCGGCGGUCGCUAGGGUUCUACCUGCAAUGGACGCCGUAGUGAAGGUGUUUUGUACCCAUACUGAACCUAACUUCUCUCUGCCAUGGCAGCGGAAGCGGCAGUUUAGUUCGAGUAGUAGUGGGUUUAUCAUCAACGGUAGGAGGGUUUUGACUAACGCUCACUCCGUAGAGCAUUACACUCAGGUUAAAUUGAAAAAGAGAGGAUCAGAUACCAAGUAUCUUGCCAAGGUGCUUGCCAUUGGAACGGAGUGCGAUGUUGCAUUGCUUACAGUUGAGGAUGAUGAGUUCUGGGAAGGGGCAUCUCCAGUGGAAUUUGGCAUUUUCCCCGCGCUUCAAGAUGCCGUGACUGUAGUAGGCUAUCCAAUUGGGGGAGACACCAUUUCGGUUACAAGUGGGGUUGUUUCACGCAUAGAGGUAUUGUCAUAUGUUCACGGAUCAACCGAACUUCUGGGAUUGCAGAUAGAUGCUGCUAUAAAUUCUGGAAAUUCUGGUGGCCCUGCGUUUAAUGACCAGGGAAAUUGCGUAGGUAUUGCAUUUCAAUCCCUUAAACAUGAAGAUGCAGAAAAUAUUGGUUAUGUUAUACCGACACCUGUCAUCAUGCACUUCAUCCAAGACUAUGAAACAAAUGGAACAUAUACUGGGUUUCCUAUUCUUGGAAUUGAGUGGCAAAAGAUGGAAAAUCCAGAUUUUAGACUGUCAGUUGGAAUGAAACCUAACCAGAAGGGUGUCCGGAUAAAACGAAUUGACCCAACUUCUCCAGAGUCUAAGCUUUUAAAGCCAUCUGAUAUAGUUUUAAGCUUUGAUGGGGUUGAUAUAGCAAAUGAUGGAACAGUUCCAUUCCGGCAUGGAGAGCGGAUAGGUUUUAGUUAUCUUGUAUCCCAGAAAUACACAGGAGACAGUGCAGCAAUUAAAAUUCUUCGCAAUCGUGAGACCUACACAUUUAAUAUCGAGCUUGCAAGUCAGAGAAAGUUGAUUCCAGCUCACAACAAGGGCAGACCACCCUCAUACUACAUUAUUGCUGGAUUUGUUUUUACAACAGUGUCAGUUCCGUACCUUCGUUCUGAGUAUGGAAAGGACUAUGGGUAUGAAGCUCCAGUCAAGCUUUUGGAUAAGCUUUUGCAUUCAUUUCCACAAUCAGCGGAUGAGCAAAUAGUCGUAGUUUCUCAGGUUCUUGUAGCUGACAUCAACAUCGGAUAUGAGGACAUUGUCAACACUCAGGUACUUGCUUUUAAUGGCCAGCCUGUGAAGAACUUGAAGAACUUGGCAUACAUGGUAGAGCGCUGCAAAGACGAAUUUUUGAAGUUUGACUUGGAAUACCAACAGGUAGUGGUCCUACAAACAAAGACAGCAAAGGCUGCAACUUUGGACAUUCUUACUACACACUGCAUACCUUCUGCAAUGUCUGAUGAUUUCAAGGAAUAAGGUUUACUGUUGUUGAGUGCAUCAGGCUCCUUCCCCUGGCUCAGCGGUAUUUCUAUACAUGCAUGUUUUGCUAAGCUUCCUUCAAACCAUUUUGGAGCAUCAGAUUGAAGAAACCAAAGCUAGCAACUGAUAUUUUCUAGUAUUUUUUUCUCUUCAUGACUAUUAGCCAUUUCAGGAUUGUCUGAAAUAUCGGAAGAUUUGGUCUUAGAUCACUGGAGAACUUUUAGAGUUAGUGGAGUUAUAUGCGUCGCUUUGUAUUUUCAACCUGUACUGAUUAUUGAGAAACAACAAGAGAGAGCGAGAAAAGGGGGAUUGUGCAGGCAGGAAUAUAGGAAAAGUUUAGUUUUUUUUGGAAGAAGGCAUGGCGUGAUAGGUAAAGAUUCACAUAUUUGCGUUCUUGUUUAGAUUGUUGUUAACCAUCAUGUGGAUGCUUUUCUGACAACCAUUCAAUGGACUGCUUGCUGAUAAAUAUUGCUUUACUAGUGUUUAAAUAUGUUUUCUAGAUUCUUGAUAACCAUACAUUUAUGUGUGCACUCAUAACAAG